AUGGCGUCCGAACCUCAGCAACCUUCGGCCGGCCCGCCUCGCAAGGUUGACGUCUUCACCGGAGACGUCGUUCACCACGACACUUACCCUGAGAUCAACCCAGUCACGGCUUCCAACUGCACUGGGAAAGCAGUCCUCAUCACAGGAGCAAGUAAAGGACUCGGAAAGGCAGUGGCAAUCGGCUACGCCGAGGCAGGCGCAUCCCUCAUUGCCGUCGCCGCUCGCUCAAAUGUCUCAUCUACCAUCGCCUCCAUCAUCGAGGCCGCAAAGGCUGCUGGGAGGGCUGAGCCAACGGUAUUGGCCCUCGAGAUGGAUGUGAGCAGCACGCCGAGCGUAAAGGCGGCCGCAGAGCGACUUACGUCCGAGUGGGGACGCCUGGAUAUCCUAGUUAACAACGCGGGCUACAUGGCUCCCUUCAACUUGCUGCUUGAUGCUGACGACGACGAGUACAUGAAGGCAUGGGAUGUGAACUACUGGGGCACAUAUCGUGUCACGAAGGCGUUCUUGCCGCUGUUGCUCAAGGGCGGCGACAAGACGAUUGUCAAUAUGUCUUCGGUGGCGGCUCACUUCAUGGGUGCUGGAGGAGGAGCCUAUCACAUUUCCAAAUUUGCGCUGAUACGGUUCACCGAAUUUGUCCAGGAUGAGUAUGGUGAUCAGGGCGUCUUAGCGUUUUCCAUUCAUCCUGGGGGGAUUCCGACAGAGUUGUCUUCGAAUUUGCCAGAAAGGUUGCAAUUUCGAAUGCGAGAUACCCCAGAGCUUGCUGCCCAUUCUAUCCCGUACCUUACUAGUGUCAAGAGGGAAUGGCUAGGAGGCAGGUGGAUUAGCUGUAUGUGGGAUAUGCCAACGCUCGUAACUAUGGAGAAGAAGAUAGUUGAAGGGAAUCUCCUGAAGUUUGAGUGCAGUGGCUUGUAG
Molecule: messenger RNA, 912 nt
Organism: Colletotrichum paranaense
Lineage: Eukaryota; Fungi; Ascomycota; Sordariomycetes; Glomerellales; Glomerellaceae
Product: short-chain dehydrogenase
Exons: 4
Coding region: 1-912 (303 amino acids)
Cellular component (GO): cytosol
Molecular function (GO): oxidoreductase activity
Source: RefSeq, a predicted model, not a curated record